AAAAAUUUCAUCCAGAGUGACUGCAACCUAUCCGAGAAGCUUAGUCACUUUCUUUCUUUUUUUUCGGAGCCAUCAAGAGCUGCAAUUGUUUUUUAUGCAGCUGUCGGGACCCGGCAGUCGGUGCCUUACUUUGAAGUGCGCUGCUCCAGCCUGUCGGCUCAGUUGGUGUUGGAGUCGCCUGCAGGAGAGACCUACUGUGCGGCAUGGCAGCCUGAAACCACCACAGGGAGGAGGAGGAGGAGGAGGUGGAGGAGGAGGAGGAGAAAAGGAGGAGGGAGAAAAGCGGUAUUUUUUUCCUCUCUCUCUCUCUCGAGUACAUUUUUCUCUCCGUGAAACCGACUCAAACCUGAACGGGACUGUAUGUGGACUGUACUGUGGAUUAUACGCGGGUUUUUUUGUUGUUGUUGUUGCUGUGUGAGGAUAAAAAAUAAAAAAACAACAACUUGGGAGUUUAAUUUGAACGGAGUACUCGUGGGUCGAUGAGAGAAGACGGGCAGCCGGAGAGAGAAGCUCCCCCGCUGACAUAAGAGAGUGAGGAGAUUACAGUAGAAGCUCAGAGGAGGCGAAACAACACACUCUUCUCUCCUGCUCCCUUCAGAGCCAUGAGCCGGGCGCUUAUGGACCAUAUCGCGAGUAGUUUCAGAGAAGAUGCUCCUCGACCCCCGGUGCCGGGGGAGGAGGGCGAGGCGCCCUGCUACCCCGGCAAACUCGCAAUGAUGAAACCCCUGGAGCCCCCUAAAUCGGUUGUGCUCGGCUCUCCGGGCUCCUCGGCGAGGAGGAACGAGGAUGGUCUUGGGGAGCCAGAGGGGAGUGCCUCCCCGGAUUCACCGCUCUCCCGGUGGACAAAAUCUUUGCACUCUCUCCUCGGGGACCAGGACGGUGCUCAUCUUUUUCGGACAUUCCUGGAGCGAGAGAAAUGUGUCGAUACUUUAGACUUUUGGUUCGCCUGCAAUGGCUUCAGGCAGAUGGACCUCAAGGAUACCAAAACGCAGAGAGUCGCCAAAGCAAUUUACAAGCGCUACAUCGAAAACAACAGCAUUGUCGCCAAGCAGCUCAAGCCCGCGACUAAAACCUUCAUACGGGAUAAUAUCAAGAAGCAGCACAUAGACUCGGCGAUGUUCGACCAGGCGCAGACCGAGAUCCAAACCAACAUGGAGGAGAACGCGUACCAGAUGUUUCUGACCUCUGACAUUUACCUCGAGUACGUGAGGACGGGCGGAGAAAACCCCAAUCACGUCAACUCGAGCUCGCUGGGCGACCUGAAAGUUGUUUGUGGAUACCUGCCCACGCUAAACGAAGAGGAGGAGUGGAGUUGUGAUUUCAAAGCCAAAGCGCUGCUUGGACUGUCGGCGACGAAGACGCAGCGGGCCACCGUGUCCAUGAGGGCGGUGGAGGUGAUGGAUGGAGGAUACAGAUCAUACAAGCGAGGAGACUCACUCAACCCCUGCCAUGCGGGCUCUUUCGCCCCCGUCAGCAGCACCAAUGACAGCGAGGUGUCCAGUGACGCCUUGACCGACGAUGCCAUGUCCGUGACUGACAGCAGUGUAGAUGGCAUCCCUCCGUAUAAACUGGGCUCCAAGAAACAUCUACAGAGAGAAAUGCAGCGCAACAUGAGGAUGAAUAGCCAAGUCUCUCUGCCUGCUUUCCCUCGUACCUGCCGUCCUCCCAAGGAGAUGGUCCCGAUGGAGCCGGCGGAGUUCGCAGCCCAGCUCAUCUCCCGCCUGGAGAGCCUGAAGAGAAAGCAGGACACCAUCAACUCUCUGGAGGAGAGGCUGCAGCAGAUUCAGGAGGAGGAGGAAAGAGAAGACACAGAGACCGUCACGAGUGCUCCCCAGCUCUCUCCCCACCCCUUGACCCUCCUCCCUGGCGCCUCCGACGAGGACCCCCAGGCGAUCCUGGACGAUCACCUCUCGCGAGUCCUGAAGACCCCCGGCUGCCAGUCCCCCGCCGUCAUCCGCCACUCACCUCGCUCCAGCUCCCCAGAGCACAAGCCCUUCGCGCGGGCAGGCUUCGGCAUCAAGGCCCUUGUAAGGACGGGGCCCCCCAGUUCCUCCGUCUCCAGUCCUGACCAAGGCGGCAUCACGCUGGCCUUUGGCCCCAGCAGGACCCUCGUGAGCAGGCAGAGCACAAAACACAUCCACCACCACUACAUCCACCAUCACGCCAGUCCCAAGAGCAAGGAGCAGAUCGAACGGGAGGCAGCGCUCAGGGUGCACGGCAUGUGCUCCAGCAGCGGCGAGUGCCAGCCCUGCCAGCCUUACCAGCGCAGCCGCAGCCUGGGCAGGGAGAUGUGUGGGGCCGUCUCAGCAGACAGCAGCGUGGGGCGUUCCAGCUCUCUGUCGAGGCGGGUGUGUCGCUCAGGGGCUGAGGAUGGAGUAGCAGAGAGGUGCAUGGAGGACUGCGGACCCUUACAGCUGCCCAGCGACACAACAGACCCCACCCAGAGUGUGUUGCAGUGGAUCCUGGAAAGCAAACGGCAAGGCAGACACAAGUCUCACAGUAACCAGAGCACCAAGAAGUCCUUUGGAGGCUCCUCCACCCAGACGCACACAUGGGGUGGUGGUGGAAGCUGUGGCCACCUACGUAGCCACCAGCCAGCCCAGCCAUUCAUCCAAGACCCAGCCAUGCCUCCACUGCCCCCUCCCAACACUUUGGCCCAGCUGGAGGAGGCCUGCCGCAGACUGGAGGAGGUCUCCACCAAGACCACCAAGCAGAGGCAUUCAAUGUCCGGUCUCCAACAAGAGAAGAGCCACCUAGUGCCUGCCCAGGGUGAGGGCUCCAUCCCUCCGUCUCUGGCCAAUCCCAGCCCCGCUGGCCUCCUCACAAGCAGCCCCGGCUUCCAAUCAGAAGAGAUGAAGGAGUGUAAAAAAAGCGCAGGAAGCCACGUGGUGUGCGGCGGCAGCGGGGGCGAGACGGUGGUGACGUAUUUCUUCUGCGGCGAGGAGAUCCCCUACCGGAGGACCAUGAAGAGCCACAGUCUCACCUUGGGCCACUUCAAGGAGCAGCUCCGCAAGAAGGGCAGCUACAGGUACUACUUCAAGAAGGCCAGUGAUGAGUUCGAGUGCGGUGCGGUGUUUGAGGAGGUGUCAGACGACGGCUCCUUGCUGCCCACCUAUGAGGGCAAGAUCCUGGGCAAGGUGGAGAGGAUGGAGUGAGAGGACCUGCCCGAUUGUUGUGGAUUACACUCCUACGGACGCUUCACACCUCCAUGGAUGUACUUCAUAUGCUCUACACACACACACACACACACACACACACACACAUGCAGAGUAUGUGUCUUUUAAGCUAAAACUGUAGGACUGGAGAAGGAAUGUCGACGAGGUUUGGGCGGAUGGACGACGGAUGAAAGAUUGCGGGGGGGGAGGAAGAAAAAAAAGGAAGGAGGACAAGUGUUAUCGCUAUUACCGGACUAUCACAUGAACAUGCCCACCUUGAAGUGAAGAAAAUAAAGGAUUGUGUGUUGCUGGACUGAAACAUCUCCCGUGUUUCCAGAAGAGAAAACUCUAGAGACUCUAGGUGAAUGACCACUCCUCAAAGACGCGGGGGCGGCGGGCUCAGAUCUGAGACUGACAAGCCUACCUGACCCCGCCUGCGCUAGCGUCUUGCCCACGGGCACUCGCCAGCAUAUUGCUAAUAUGUAUACGCAGAUAUACAUGUACAUUGCAUUGUAUUGUGAUGCUCGUAUUGCUAUGUAAAGAUUUCUAUUGCUAUUUAUUGGAAAUAUCCCCGCCCCCAACCUUAUUAUUCUUCCAUGGACAAGCUGCUUGGAGUUGGAGAAACUUCUCCAAUUUUCCACAUCCGUGAUUUUUUUGUUUUGUUUUGUUUUGUUUCAUUUUACCCCUCUGUCUGAGCAUCAGUUCAGAAGCAAAGGAAAUGGGUUUUAUUCAUUUUCCGCCCCUCAUAUUGAACUGUAAACUUCAAAAAUACCUCUUCGAAAAACUUCACUCCUGUUCCUGGAGAUUUUUAGCGGGGGGGACAUCUCUGAUCUCGUUGGCUGGAGAGCUUACUGCUGAAGCUUUGAGAAUGGCUCUCGAUCACUUAAAAAAAGUUUGAUAAUAUAUUUACUACUGCAGUGCUAUUUGUGGCUGUGUCCCCAUCUGCGCUGACGGGCCCUGAGUGUACUAUGAAAAUAAGGAAGAACAACAACAACAAAAAAGAAAAAUGCUAUUAAUGUUUAAUUCCCUACUCUGGGACUCUGCCCAGCUAGCCUUGAUCUGUCGCGUCUUAGUGCCUUUGUUUCAGUGGCGCAGGCAUCGCACAAAUAGCCUACGUAUUUACGGAGAGGAAACUGCCCUGAACAGGUCCUUGAGUCCCCAAAAUGUGUUUACACCAAUAUUAAUAUUUACCAACAAAAAGCUCUAUAAUGUGCUCCCCAACGUGCUUACCUAUGUGAUUGUGUGACUGAGUAGGGUUACUCUGUGUGUAUUUGAAGCCUGCACGAUGAGCUGCAGAUGAUAAUGAUGAUAAUGAUGAUGAUGAUACACUAUGUUCAUAGUGUUUUAAUUGAGUACAGUAGCUGUGCCUACAUGGAUUCUUGCCGUGUUUUACCCAGUUUUCAGGGUCCUAUUACUCCCUUGGUUUUUACAAGGGGCCUUAUGUUGAAAAGAUAUUUUUAUGCCUUUUAGUAUCCGUUUCAUCAUGUUUAUGUUUUAUAAUAUUUUUCAUGGCUUCCUUGGCUCCACUUGUAAACUGUAAAUUAUGCGUUCUAUAGAGCUCAGUUGAAAAGAUGCCUCGGUACUUUAAUUAUUGUAAUUAUGAAGAGAUGUAGCCUUUAUUA
Messenger RNA from Larimichthys crocea (large yellow croaker), 4777 nucleotides. It is a transcript of the gene axin2, whose product is annotated as axin 2 (conductin, axil). The record is from RefSeq and is a predicted model, not a curated record. Gene Ontology annotation, molecular function: beta-catenin binding; protein kinase binding; I-SMAD binding. Bases 603 to 3155 code for a protein of 850 amino acids. NCBI's taxonomy places the organism in Eukaryota, Metazoa, Chordata, Actinopteri, Sciaenidae. The transcript has 11 exons. Gene Ontology annotation, cellular component: nucleus; beta-catenin destruction complex; plasma membrane. Gene Ontology annotation, biological process: cell development; regulation of centromeric sister chromatid cohesion; positive regulation of protein kinase activity.